AGAUAGAGGUGAGCGUGGUUUUAUUAACAGGCUUAAAGUUUGAGAAAAUGCUUCAGAAUCGUCUAGGACUCUUUCCUCGAGCGGUCUAUGCCACCUUCCGACGCAACAUGGGCAUCAGUGCAGUUCUGUUACAGAAAACACCAACUGAUCCAAUACAAAAGCUGUUUGUUGAUAAAUUAAGAGAAUAUACACAAAAGAGCAAGACCGUCAAAGGAGGACUUGUGGAUGCUUCUCCAGAAACAUUGAAGGAGUACGAAGCUGAAUUGACCAAGGUGAAGAGCCAGUAUUCGGGAGGAAAGGACGUGGAUAUGUCAAAAUUUCCAGCAUUUAAUUUUGUUGAUCCUAAAAUUGACCCCAUCAAUCUAGAGAAGAAACAAUAAAACUUAUUUUAGAUGUUAGAAAUUUGUAAAUUCAGAAAUUCUUGGAACAAUAUAAAUAAAUGUAGAAGGUAAUAUUUUGGAA
Centruroides sculpturatus (bark scorpion) is the source of this 462-nucleotide messenger RNA. RefSeq names its product ATP synthase-coupling factor 6, mitochondrial-like. Lineage: Eukaryota; Metazoa; Arthropoda; Arachnida; Scorpiones; Buthidae. The record is from RefSeq and is a predicted model, not a curated record. The transcript is spliced from 4 exons. The coding region runs from base 48 to 380 and encodes 110 amino acids. Gene Ontology annotation, biological process: proton motive force-driven ATP synthesis. Gene Ontology annotation, molecular function: proton transmembrane transporter activity.